AUGGAGUGGUGGUUAAACGGAGGUGUUUGGAUGAUGAUGAUGACGACGACCAUCAUUUCUUUUGUUAAAGCUGAAGAUACCCUUUUUUACAACUGGAGGGUCACUUACGGCAAGAUUGCUCUAGACACUUUGCCUCGAAGGGGAAUCCUAAUAAACGGACAAUUUCCUGGACCGGAGAUUCGCUCACUCACCAAUGACAAUUUGGUCAUCAAUGUUCAAAACGAUCUCGACGAUCCCUUUCUCUUAUCUUGGAAUGGAGUGCAUAUGAGGAAAAAUUCUUACCAAGAUGGAGUGUAUGGGACGAAUUGUCCAAUCCCACCAGGCAAGAAUUACACUUAUGACUUUCAAGUCAAAGAUCAGGUCGGUAGUUACUUCUACUUCCCUUCCCUCGCCGUCCAAAAAGCGGCCGGUGGUUAUGGCAGCCUCCGUAUAUACAGCCUCCCUCGCAUCCCCGUCCCUUUCCCUGAACCCGCAGAAGAUUUCACCUUCCUCGUAAACGAUUGGUAUCGACGUAACCAUACGACUUUGAAGAAAAUUUUGGAUGGAGGACGCAAGUUACCGUUAAUGCCUGAUGGGGUUAUGAUCAAUGGCCAGGGAGUAAGUACUGUUUAUUCUAUCACCGUCGACAAAGGUAAAACGUACAGAUUCAGAGUAUCAAAUGUAGGGCUUCAAACCUCCCUGAAUUUAGAAAUAUUAGGUCAUCAGCUUAAGCUCAUUGAGGUCGAAGGAACCCACACGGUCCAAACCAUGUACACAUCACUCGACAUUCAUGUUGGUCAAACUUACUCUUUCUUGGUCACCAUGGACCAACCUCCUCAAAACUAUUCCAUUGUCGUUUCCACAAGAUUUAUCAACGCAGAAGUUGUGAUCCGAGCCACUCUCCACUACUCCAACUCCAAAGGUCAUAAGAUUAUCACUGCGCGACGACCUGAUCCAGAUGAUGUAGAAUGGUCUAUCAAACAAGCCCAGUCCAUUAGGACCAACCUAACUGCGUCGGGGCCAAGGACUAACCCUCAAGGCUCAUACCAUUAUGGUAAAAUGAAGAUUUCUAGGACUUUAAUAUUGGAAAGCUCAGCGGCUCUUGUGAAAAGAAAGCAACGCUAUGCCAUAAAUGGCGUAUCGUUCGUGCCUUCGGAUACUCCGCUGAAGCUUGCGGAUCAUUUCAAAAUAAAAGAUGUUUUUAAAGUUGGAACCAUCCCUGACAAGCCGAGAAGAGGAGGAGGAAUAAGGCUAGACACAGCAGUGAUGGGAGCACACCACAAUGCUUUUCUUGAGAUCAUCUUUCAAAACCGCGAGAAGAUCGUCCAAAGUUACCACCUCGAUGGAUACAACUUUUGGGUUGUUGGGAUCAAUAAAGGAAUAUGGUCACGUGCGAGCAGACGAGAGUAUAACCUCAAGGAUGCUAUAUCUCGCUCCACUACUCAAGUAUAUCCAAAAUCUUGGACAGCUGUAUAUGUGGCAUUGGACAAUGUGGGGAUGUGGAAUCUAAGGAGCCAGUUCUGGGCGAGACAAUACUUAGGUCAACAAUUCUACCUUCGAGUUCAUUCUCCAAAUCACUCUCCCAAAGAUGAAUACCCUUUGCCAAAGAAUGCUUUGUUGUGUGGUCGGGCCUCCAACAAAAACAUGUCCAUCAUCACUCCUUAG
Arabidopsis thaliana (thale cress) is the source of this 1644-nucleotide messenger RNA. It is a transcript of the gene sks10, whose product is annotated as SKU5 similar 10. Gene Ontology annotation, molecular function: oxidoreductase activity; copper ion binding. NCBI's taxonomy places the organism in Eukaryota, Viridiplantae, Streptophyta, Magnoliopsida, Brassicales, Brassicaceae. The coding region runs from base 1 to 1644 and encodes 547 amino acids. The transcript has 7 exons. The record is from RefSeq and is marked reviewed.